This is a messenger RNA of Paramuricea clavata, 372 nucleotides long. The record is from the annotation of a GenBank genome assembly. Lineage: Eukaryota; Metazoa; Cnidaria; Anthozoa; Malacalcyonacea; Plexauridae.
AUGUCGAACCUCUAUCCGCUUAGUGGCACAGUGCACAAUCUUGGACAAAACAAACAACAGACCAUAAAAGUAGGAAACGAAGGUGCACCGCAGGAUGCCUAUGAAGUCAUUGUUUAUUCUGAGGCCCUCACUGGAUAUAAUUCAGGCAAAGAUGAAUCUGGCGAGCUGGUUGUAAGCGUUACCAUUCCAAAUAGGCUUAUCGAACGGAAGUUGGCCUGCUACGUGUACGAGCAGAAGGCGUAUGGCUACAAUUCAGAGAAUAUUUCUUUCCCUGUGGGUCCUGGGGAUGCAAGAGAAAUUAAAGCUGAACUAAAAGCAACUGGCGCGAGCGUCAACGGAUCAGUUCAAAUUGUUGGUUACCGCCUUGGAUAA